Molecule: messenger RNA, 3130 nt
Organism: Oncorhynchus masou masou (cherry salmon)
Lineage: Eukaryota; Metazoa; Chordata; Actinopteri; Salmoniformes; Salmonidae
Product: serine/threonine-protein kinase STK11-like
Exons: 11
Coding region: 892-2214 (440 amino acids)
Biological process (GO): activation of protein kinase activity; DNA damage response; signal transduction
Cellular component (GO): nucleus; cytoplasm
Molecular function (GO): protein kinase activator activity; ATP binding; protein serine/threonine kinase activity
Source: RefSeq, a predicted model, not a curated record
UGAGAGGUUGGCUUUCAUUCAUCUGGAGCAACAACAUGGCGGCAACCUGAUAGCAGCUGCAUCAAAAAUAGCAAACCUCACAUAUUUGUGCAAACAGACACAAAUUUAAAAAAAUACAGAGGAAGACUACAUAACUAACAGGACAUCCAUCGACUUCGAUUCAGUCUGAAUGUCAAGGUUCCCUGGAACAUAAUCCUGAGUUGCCAGUUGAGAAAGGCUAGUGGACUCACUAGAAGAGCUGGCAAGAAAUAUAGGAUUCAGAGCAGUAAUAACGAUACUAAAGACUGAAAGGACUCAUUUUGGGUUGAGUAUUUAGCUACUGCAUCUGGACUUAGAUCAAGGCAAACCGAUAGUGCACUCUCUGAAGUCGAGACCAUGGAUCACUACCAGGACCUAUGGCCGAAGUACAGGGCUUGGGUUUGAAACGGCACCAUUUACCUCUCCCCCUGCCUGUCACCAUCCCAUAUCAGAUCACAGAUGGAGGUGACAUGGAGCUAAGCAGUGAAAUGUAAUCUCGGCCAGAGAUCCCACUCUCUGCUCAGUAGCACCUGUCACAGCCUGAACUCUCCACAAAUAUUUUCAUCCUGGACCUUGAACUCAUUGGGUCUUAGCUAACUGCCCUACACCUCUCUGGUAACUGUUACAGCUAGCCUACAGUUUCCCACCAACCAAAACUAACCCCUUCAUGUUUACAGACUUACUCUAUCCCAAAGUCAACAGAUUCUCUCAAUGCCCAGACCUGGCCACACCUUCUCCCAUGUCCCUUAAUUGUUUCUAAUUGAACUGUAUCCCUGAGCCACCACGACACACAAGCCAGGCCAAAGGCUUGGUGCAGUUGCAUUGGACUGUCUAGAGCACACUGCAGUGACUAAGCUCUAAGUUGAUUUAAACAUGAGUGACGGGGAGCUGCAGCACCUGGACUAUCUGACUGAGAAUGAGCUGAUGGGCAUGGACACGUUCAUUCACCGCAUCGACUCAACUGAGGUGAUCUACCAGCCACGCAGGAAGAGGGCCAAGCUGAUUGGGAAGUACCUGAUGGGAGACCUGCUGGGGGAGGGCUCCUACGGUAAGGUGAAGGAGAUGCUGGACUCUGACACGCUGUGUCGCAGGGCCGUCAAGAUCCUCAAGAAGAAGAAGCUGAGGCGGAUCCCCAACGGAGAGGCUAAUGUGAAGAAGGAGAUCCAGCUGCUACGGCGACUCCAGCACAAAAAUGUGAUCCAUUUGGUGGAUGUGUUGUACAAUGAAGAGAAGCAGAAAAUGUAUAUGGUGAUGGAGUAUUGCGUAUGUGGGAUGCAAGAAAUGCUGGACAGUGUCCCAGAGAAAAGAUUUCCAGUAUUUCAAGCUCACGGGUACUUUUUACAGCUGUUAGAUGGCCUUGAAUAUUUGCACAGCCAGGGAAUCGUUCACAAGGACAUUAAACCAGGAAAUCUGCUUCUGACUACCGACGGGGCACUCAAGAUCUCCGACCUGGGCGUGGCAGAGGCUCUGCACCCGUUUGCAGAGGAUGACACGUGUCGUACGAGUCAGGGCUCGCCGGCGUUCCAGCCCCCCGAGAUCGCCAAUGGCCUGGACACCUUUUCAGGGUUCAAAGUGGACAUCUGGUCCGCAGGCAUCACACUAUACAACAUUACGACGAGUCUUUAUCCGUUUGAAGGGGACAACAUCUAUAAGCUAUUUGAGAACAUUGGGAAGGGAGACUACAGUGUUCCAGAAGAGUGCGGGCCUGCCCUGUCAGACCUAUUGCAAGCUCCUUUGUCUUCUCCAGGAAUGCUUGAAUAUGAUCCCGUCAAGAGGUUUUCAAUACAGCACAUAAGGCAACACAACUGGGUACGUAAAAAACACCCGCCAACAGAACCACCGGUGCCGAUCCCUGCCAGCGCGGAGAGCCGGGACGUGUGGCGCAGCAUGACGGUGGUGCCCUACCUGGAGGACCUGCACGGGUACACCGAGGAGGACGACGAUGACGAGCUCUACGACCAGGAGGACACAAUCAUCUACACUCAGGACUUCACUGUGCCAGGCCAGGUGCCAGAGGAGGACUUAGACGAGGGUGAGGUGAAUCGGAGCCGGGCCCAGGCCAAGCCUGUUUGUGUGAAUGGAACAGAGAGCAAGGCCAAGCCAGAGUGCAGGUUCUCGUCCUCAUCCAACCCCUCCCGCAAAGGAGUAUCCACAGCCAGCAAGAUACGCAAGCUCUCCAACUGCAAACAGCAAUGACUGCACCUCAAUAACCCACCUGGGUCUGCCAUCAUUCAGCUGCUUUAUCUGUGUGCUGUCGGAGGCAGAGGGAAGUCUCGAUCACUUUGUGUGUGCGUGCGGGUUUGACAAAUAAGCCUUUGAUGCUCAUAUAAGGAAAAGUGUGCCCUUAAAUAUCCUUUUUAAGUCGCUGUAUGUCAUAAAUAAUCCUAUUUGUCAUGCCAUAGUCUCGUACAAUAAAAUGAACUAAAUGAAGCUUGCCCUUCCUCUCUUUAACUCUCUUUCUCUCUGUCCUCCCAGGUUCAUAUUUUCCCGUCCUUCUGUUUUUGGAGUGCUUGGCAAUGGUGAGAGAAGCCUGCUGAUGUGGUACCCCACGUUUCCUCCUGAACCAUUCGGUUACAAACUCUUCUUCAAGGAUGCCAUGCGCUUGACAGAGAGCGGGAAAGGGGGAGAAGGAGAGAAAUGGAGACUGCUCAGAGACUACCCUCGAGGGUCGUGGUGUGAAGUGCUUGUGUUUCCCUUCACUCCCUCCGUUGUCUGGUUGUCCCAGAGGCGUGGCCUGGCCGUGUGAGACCCACCUUUUCUGAGUCCUGCCCCAGUUUGUUUAGUUUAUAGACCAUCUUUUAUUUUACAGAACCUAACUGCAGUUUUUAAAGAUGGACAUUGUGAUGUGUAAAAAGAAUGACGUUGAUAAAGAACACGUAUAUAUUUAAACUAUGAUGACGAUGAUGAUAGUGCUACCCAUGUAAAAUUGCAUGCUGUACGGAGCUUUGAGUAAGGAAAACUAAGGACAGACAAAUGGACUAAAACCUUGACAACCACCGCUGAUGGUGAGUUGGGGGGGGUGUUUUGUUUCCAUUCGUUUUUGUUUUGAUUAAUUUUUUUCCAAUAAAUAUUUUGUAAUUAUUUAUGUAGAACAUGUCCCAACCAAACCCUA